GUCACUGGAGAAGCUCAUUGCAUAUUCAGCAAGCAAAAUGUCGAGAAGAAAAUUAUGAUAUUUUGCAGUUUCAAAAACCGCAGCGAGAAUUUAGACAGCUCAGGCGGUUUAAAGCGUUCCCAUUAAACGAUAGCAGAGAUGGUGAAGCGAAAAUCUAGCGAUAGUCAUGAGGGAGAGUCCGAUAAUUUUGUGCCGCUGCCGGUACAGUUGUUUUUCUGGAGACAGACGAGCCCAUUCAUCAGGGCCAAAAUGGGGAAGCUGUGUGAUGCCUCCUGUGUAUCAUUUGAACGAGUUCUGGUCCAGAACAUCCUUCAUGGCUUAUCUCCCAGCUUGUGUGAGGCAAUGCAGAAAAUUCCAAGAUGGCGACUCGUUCAAGCAGCUUUCCCUCAUGUGCUCACCUGCUGUGCAGCAGUCUUAGCCAAGCGCAAGCAGUCUUAUCCCGAUGCCAAAUUUGGUCAAAGCGAGACCAAACUCCUUUACACGCUCCACUGGGUCGUGCUGGACGCGGCAUCCGAGUGUGAGGACAACGAUCCGCAUGAAAGUGGGAGUUCCACUGCUAGCCUUAUCCAGUCCCAGCUCCAUGAUCUAAGUGCAAUACAAUUAUUUGUAUACCUUUUUGCUCCAUUGGUGUGUUCUGUCCACGAGCAAGAUUUCCAGACUCUGAAACUGGAACGGGGAUUGAUGCUGUGGGAGCCCCUAUGGGAAUGUCGACAGCCAGACAUACCUUGCUUCUUGACGCCAGUUAAGCCAAAGAGGACCAUACUCAAAGCAGUCCGGCAGAAGGAAAAUCGCAUCAAGUCUAACAUUGCUGAUAUUUAUCUGGGGAAUGGAGAAGGGCCGAGCACACCAGAAGAUAUGUUUCUGGGCUUCCCCUCAGCUGCCAGUACUUCUGGUAUGGCGGCCAUUGCUCAGACACCAGAAGGACCCCCUUUGGCACCCCUUGCGAGUAUUAGUGAGAUAUACACAGAGUCGAUAUCAGAUGGCUCAGCAGUUUUUAUUCAAAACAUCUGUGAAAUCUGCAGAUCUCCAUCUGUCAGCCGCGAUGGCAUGAGUCCCACGUGCAACUGUAGCCGCAGGGUAAGCGAUGACGUGUUUUUGCGUCCUCAGUUACGCCAAUCUCUGAGUGUACCGGAAAGUUCAGAGUACACACAAGAAGAGGAUCAAGGCCAAGAACAUGAACAUGAAGAGGAGCAAAAUGUGGCAGAUGAUAUUCUUCUUGCAACAUACUUCGACGUUGCUGUUCUGCAAUGUCUGUUCUGCCCACGUUGGGAUGAGGAUGGAAUCUUCUGGGCUCUCGGCUACAUGCAUAAGAGACUCCUGGAUAUUUGUGAUGAACUGGCUCGCCACGCAAAUGUUCGUCGGCGAAGCCAGUCCCUCCCAGUUCCAGACAUCAAGGUGCUCGACCCUCCGACCUUGACCCUUCCCACAACCCUCCUGGGCAAGUUGGAGGAGAUGCCUACUGCAGCUGCAGCUGCUGCUACGGAAACAGAUCAAGAGUUUUUAAAACAUGCUAAUUUCCAUUUGGACAGCAUGAAUUCUUGUCAGCAUAAAAGGGAGUACCAGCAGCCAAAUAAAAAGAGGUGUGAAGAGGGGCAUAUUGGUCAUCAUGGGCUUCACCUGGGUCAUCAUCACCCCCCUCACCCCCACCACCCGCACCCCCACCACCCCCACCCUCCCCCACCAGACCUCCACCAG
Lingula anatina is the source of this 1695-nucleotide messenger RNA. RefSeq names its product protein unc-80 homolog. The record is from RefSeq and is a predicted model, not a curated record. Gene Ontology annotation, cellular component: cation channel complex; axon. Gene Ontology annotation, molecular function: monoatomic cation channel activity. NCBI's taxonomy places the organism in Eukaryota, Metazoa, Brachiopoda, Lingulata, Lingulida, Lingulidae. Gene Ontology annotation, biological process: monoatomic cation homeostasis.